Messenger RNA from Anopheles funestus (African malaria mosquito), 2191 nucleotides. RefSeq names its product serine/threonine-protein kinase S6KL (gene S6KL). The transcript has 10 exons. Gene Ontology annotation, biological process: protein phosphorylation. Gene Ontology annotation, molecular function: protein serine/threonine kinase activity; ATP binding. NCBI's taxonomy places the organism in Eukaryota, Metazoa, Arthropoda, Insecta, Diptera, Culicidae. The coding region runs from base 608 to 2044 and encodes 478 amino acids. The record is from RefSeq and is a predicted model, not a curated record.
ACCGAGUCGGAGUGGAUCCACGAUUCCGCUCCGAAAUUGCCCAUCACUACCUGUCACGCAUACUCGAUGGCUGUCAUCGCGUACGGUGCAGUGUUUUUGUUCAGAAAACAAUUGUUCCUUUUACCAAGCGCCCUAGCAAAUAUUCCAUGUCAUGGUUCUGCUCAUCUUGCAUCUUGUCUGUUUGCAAGAUGAUUCCGUGACUUUUGCAAUAAGGCAGCAAUAAGCUUCUACCCUCCGUUUUCCGAGGUUUGUGAUUGCGGAUUGCAUAAAGAGCUGUGUAUAAAGAAUGGUGCCUGGUAGUGUUACGUUCACCAUAGGUGUGUUUACGAUUUGCUAGUUUGUGUGUGUGCGUGCCCGCGUUUCGUGUGUGUUUAUGUUUUAUCUCUGCGCGUACAAGAAUCCCUUUCUUACCCUUCGGGGGUUUGCUGAAGGGCUCAAAUAUUGCGCGAUGACAGGGUGAAUACAAUGUUGUGAAACAAAAGUAAACCAUUCCCGCACAAUCAAUAACAAUUCACAUCAUCGCUGAUCAGUCAAACCAGUAGGAAGUCCGGUUUUUCGGGGAACCAUCGUUCGUAACGUUACCUUGCGGCGCUUGGUCGCGGCCUGUAUGGGCAACGCAGACAUCCGGGCUAUCGAGCCUGCGAUAAGCUGCAACAACAAUCCCGCACUAGAGAGCGAACUGCAAGGCAACCAUAAUCAGGACGUACCGGUGGAGGUCCAGGAGCGGAAGAAGCGGAACAAGGACAAUCGGGUCGUGUCGUUUCAGCUACCACAAUCAGCUGACGGUGCGAAUUUGGGCCUGGUUGCACGGUGGUACCAUGAAACAUUAGCACAUCGUAGUUACAUCGUCUGGCUGCAUGGUGUUGUGUCGAGGGUCGCGAAUGUACUGCGUACGAUCCGGCCGAACUCCCGUAAGCGCGUAACCCACCGGACACGGCCAUUUGCACGCAUCUCCCGACGACGGUGGCACCAGACGACACUCGACAGUGAGACACAGCUGCUGAAAAGCUGUUGGCCGGUACCGCAAACCGAACGCUUGUUUUUACCCACCUUCCCGGUGGACGAACGGCGCUGCGAGCGUUACGUUCAGCGCACCCAUCUGGCGGAUGGUGCAUUCGGUCGGGUUUAUCGCGUACAGGACGCGUGUGAGGGUGCAACCUUAGAGCACCGUCCACAUUGGUACGCGUUGAAGAUUUUACAAAAGUCCACCAUUGUUCUGUCUGAUGCAGCUGGACAGGUAAGGGACGAAGUCAAGAUACAGACAAUCUGUGGGCAUCAUCCGUUUAUAGUGCCGUGUAUCGAUUAUUGGCAAAAUCGUACUAGUAUAUUUCUGUUGUCCGAAUUUUACGGCAAUGGAGAAUUAUUUCAUCGUUUAAAGUCCUUCACCGUUCAGUUGGUUCAGUUAUAUGUGGCAGAGCUAGCUUUAGCUAUCGAUUUUCUUCACAACGCUGGCAUCAUCUACCGAGAUCUGAAGCCGGAGAACAUAUUGCUCGAUGAUCGCUAUCACAUCAAACUGAUUGACUUUGGGCUCAGCAAGUGGCUUAGCAUCGGUAGUCGAACUACAACGCUCUGCGGCACGAUACAGUAUAUGGCGCCGGAAAUUUUGCGUGGAGAACCGUACGGACAUGCCGUCGACUGGUGGGCGCUCGGGGUACUAGCGUGCCGGAUGUACACAGGCCGGUACCCAAACAUGGACCCGACAGAGUAUCUGAGGGCAGCAGCGACUGGGCUGGACGUCCAGCCAGCAACAGUGCCGCCGACGGCUCAACGUGUCUCGGCAUACACGGCCACCGCCAUCACCGGAGUGGAGCGGCUAUUGCCGGAAUCGGUCGAUCGCUUAGUACCAGAAGGACGCGAUCUGCUUCAGCGAUUGCUUCAACCAGAUCCAAAAGAUCGGCUACGUUCGCUGCUGCAACUCCAGCGUAUCGCCCUCUACCAGCACUACAGGUGGGAGGAUGUACGCAAUAUGAAGAUUUUACCUCGAGAUCUGUUCGAUGAUGAGUGCCUAACAGAAAUGGAAGAUAUCUCGUUUCCGGAAUUCUAAUGAACAUCGAUCAUCGAACCUGCACUUAUUAGAAUCUCAUCACGCACAUUCUACUAGACGUAUAGGGAGGGAUAGUUUCCCUCAUGCUUUUUGUUGCUUGUUGAUAUCAAGACUCCAAUAGAACUGUUCAGUAUUUGAGUAAUGUUA